UUGUGUGCAUCAAAAUAAUAUUAAGCUGUGGCCUGUGGCUCCAUCCAUUGUAAUAUUGUAUAAUAUGAUCUAAGCUUGUCCAAAACAACAAAAAAGUGGUGAUAUUGGACUAAUACAAUUAAUUGUUCUUUGUCCUAUGAUAGGACCACGGUUAUCUUUAUCGACUUUAUCUGUGCAGUGAUAGAGCAGCUUUCUUCUUAGUUCUUAUUUUAUUUGCUAAUAAUUAUAAUACCUAGUAUUUACUAUUUAGCACCUAUUAAAGCAUUUUGAAUAUAAUUGUCCUUAUUAAUAAGAACGUGUGGUGAAUCGUGAAAAAGUGAUAUUUUUAAACAAAGAUACAAUUGCACAAUGAGCAAGCCGGUUACUUAUUCAGAAGAUCAAUUAGCAGAAAUGGAAGAAGCAUUUCAAUUAUUUGAUAACAGGGGUGACAAUAAAAUACAUAUAUCACAUAUAGGUAAUGCUCUUCGCGCUUUAGGUCAAAAUCCUACCGAAUCAGAUGUAAAGAAGUUUGCACAACAGCAUAAAACUGAUGAACGCAUUCCAUUUGAAGUAUUUUUACCUAUUUAUCAAGCUAUAUCUAAAAAUCGUUCCUCAAAUACUGCUGAUGAUUUUAAUGAAGGUUUACGACAUUUUGAUAAGGAAGGAAAUGGAUUUAUAUCAUCUGCAGAAUUACGCCACUUACUUACUACACUUGGAGAAAAACUUACUGAUGAAGAAGUUGAACAAUUAUUAACUGGGCAAGAAGAUUCUUUAGGUAACAUAAAUUAUGAGGAAUUUGUGCGUUCUGUAACAUCGGGUUGAAUUUUUUAAUAAUUUUUUUCUAUGUAUUUUUCUUAUUUAAUUCAUUGUACCUAAUCAUUAUUUACAUAUUUUAAAUAUAAUAUACUUUUAUAUUUUGUUAUUAUUAUACGAGGAAAACAGUGACUAUUUUGUGUAUAUCUUUUAUAAUCUAAUAAAAUAAAUUGAUUUAAGUUUGUUAAGGACUUAGAUUUAAGGAUGAUUGUUCAUAUUUUUUGGUCCAGGAAAUAUAAAUAUAAAUAAAUAUAAAUGGCUGUCAACAAUUA
This is a messenger RNA of Aphis gossypii (cotton aphid), 1064 nucleotides long. Its product is annotated as myosin-2 essential light chain-like. The record is from RefSeq and is a predicted model, not a curated record. Bases 349 to 801 code for a protein of 150 amino acids. Gene Ontology annotation, cellular component: myosin II complex. The transcript is spliced from 5 exons. NCBI's taxonomy places the organism in Eukaryota, Metazoa, Arthropoda, Insecta, Hemiptera, Aphididae. Gene Ontology annotation, molecular function: calcium ion binding; myosin heavy chain binding.